Molecule: messenger RNA, 1836 nt
Organism: Camellia sinensis
Lineage: Eukaryota; Viridiplantae; Streptophyta; Magnoliopsida; Ericales; Theaceae
Gene: EIF4A-III
Product: eukaryotic initiation factor 4A-III
Molecular function (GO): RNA helicase activity; ATP binding; nucleic acid binding
Source: RefSeq, a predicted model, not a curated record
UAACUUCUUUGUUUUGAAAAAAAAAACCUAGUUCGGUCUCUCUUGUCUCCGCGUACUACUAGGGUUCUUCUGCAUUCGCGCGAGCGACCUAGAGACAGAGAGAACACAAUCGUAGCUGUUCUGGACUGCGUUCGAUUGAGCGUGAAAUCCACAAGCAUCAAUGGCGGCGGUGGCGGGAACGUCCGUGGUGGUGCCGGCGAACAGAAAUCGCGGCGGUCGCAUGGACGAAGACGAGAAGCUAGUUUUCGAGACGAGUAAGGGCGUAGAACCCAUCAUGAGCUUCGACGAUAUGGGUAUCAAGGACGAUUUGCUUCGAGGUAUCUACAACUACGGCUUCGAGAAGCCAUCGGCGAUCCAACAACGGGCUGUUUUGCCCAUUAUUCAGGGUCGCGAUGUCAUUGCUCAGGCUCAGUCUGGUACCGGAAAGUCCUCCAUGAUUGCUCUCACUGUUUGCCAGAUAGUCGAUACUUCAUCGAGAGAGGUCCAAGCAUUGAUAAUGUCACCUACAAGGGAACUUGCAACUCAAACAGAGAAAGUUAUAUUAGCCAUUGGGAAUUUCAUUAAUAUACAGGCCCAUGCAUGCGUUGGAGGCAAAAGUGUGGGUGAGGAUAUCAGAAAACUAGAAUAUGGAGUUCAUGUGGUGUCUGGAACUCCAGGUCGAGUUUGUGACAUGAUCAAGCGGAGGACAUUGCGGACUAGAGCUAUCAAAUUAUUGAUUCUUGAUGAGUCUGAUGAGAUGUUGAGCCGAGGUUUUAAGGAUCAAAUUUAUGAUGUCUACAGAUACCUUCCACCAGAGCUUCAAGUUGUUUUGAUUUCUGCCACCCUUCCUAAUGAAAUUUUGGAGAUGACGAGCAAAUUUAUGACAGAUCCUGUUAGGAUUCUUGUGAAACGUGAUGAGUUGACUCUUGAGGGAAUCAAGCAAUUCUUCGUUGCAGUAGAAAGGGAGGAGUGGAAAUUUGAUACUUUGUGUGAUCUUUAUGAUACCCUUACUAUCACUCAGGCUGUUAUUUUCUGCAACACAAAGAGGAAGGUGGAUUGGCUAACUGAGAAGAUGCGUAGCAACAACUUUACUGUCUCUUCUAUGCAUGGAGAUAUGCCCCAGAAGGAAAGAGAUGCAAUAAUGGCCGAGUUCCGUGCUGGUGAAACCCGUGUUCUGAUCACAACAGAUGUUUGGGCUCGGGGGUUGGAUGUUCAACAGGUUUCUCUGGUGAUCAAUUAUGACCUUCCAAACAAUCGAGAGCUUUACAUUCAUCGCAUUGGUCGGUCUGGUCGUUUUGGACGCAAGGGUGUUGCAAUAAACUUUGUCAAAAGUGAUGAUAUCAAGAUUCUAAGAGACAUUGAGCAGUAUUACAGUACCCAGAUUGAUGAAAUGCCAAUGAACGUGGCUGAUUUGAUAUAAUGACCACUUGCGCAUGCACCCAAUAGGCAAAUCUUAAAAUUGUGUGAACAGGAUUGUGUUCAGUGUCUCCGGACCUUGGUUGGAUGUUUUCUAGGUGAUGGGUUCCAUGCUCUGGCGGUAUGUAGUUUUCCAGGUUUUGUAACAAGAAACAUUUGAGUGACUGUCAUACUCUGUAUUUAUUGAAUCGGUGUCUGAUGCUCUACAUUGUCGCGUCGUGUCAUUUCACAGAUUGCAGGGGGACAGUAUGGAAGACAAUCAUGACUCUUUAUCUUAAGGAUUGAUAUAUAUAUUUGACAUUGUUGGUUUGGAUUUUUAACGGAGUGAUCGAUGCAUUAUGACCCCUUUUUUUUUUGGUGGUUAGUGAGGAAUUGACAGUAGUAAAUUGUUUUUAAGAAUUUUUUUUUCUUGUAUUUUACCUUUGAACAAUUUCAGUUGCA